Molecule: messenger RNA, 296 nt
Organism: Cetraspora pellucida
Lineage: Eukaryota; Fungi; Glomeromycota; Glomeromycetes; Diversisporales; Gigasporaceae
Source: the annotation of a GenBank genome assembly
GCCUAAAAUCCAACGCAAGGUUCCUAAACUACUCUUAGACUUAAUGAAUGAGUGUUUGGAUGCGAAACAAGAAAAUCGACCAGAUGCUAGAAUUUUAGUAGAUAAACUGAAACAAUAUCGACAAUAUAUAACAAAUAAAGAUAAAUUACACGAGCAAGUUGAGGAAAUUGAGGAAAUUGAAAAUUCACAGACUUAUAAAUAUAAUCCAAGAGAAUUAUCUUAUCAAACACACAAACAAGCCAUUUAUACAAGUAGACAUCUUAAUUUUCAUAAGCUUCCUGAACCAGUGAAUGCAG